Molecule: messenger RNA, 1759 nt
Organism: Argiope bruennichi
Lineage: Eukaryota; Metazoa; Arthropoda; Arachnida; Araneae; Araneidae
Gene: Rh50
Product: ammonium transporter Rh type A-like
Exons: 10
Coding region: 172-1524 (450 amino acids)
Biological process (GO): ammonium homeostasis; ammonium transmembrane transport
Cellular component (GO): plasma membrane
Molecular function (GO): ammonium channel activity
Source: RefSeq, a predicted model, not a curated record
UCUAUUGCAGUUUCAAGAAAUUGUGACAGAGUGUCUGUUUCAGUUCUUGACAAAAGCUUGAAUAUUUUUUUUUUUAUAAAAAAGUGUGUUUUUGCUAUAUUAAACCUGCACAACUUAUAGACCUUUUUACAGUUUCGAUACGCAUCAAGGUUAAUAAAAUGGAUAGAAACUAUGAUUUGGCACAGUAGAAAAUUCACUGGAGCUGUCCUCUGUAUAGAAAUCGCUCUGAUUAUUGUGUAUGCAUUUUUUGUUACCUAUGAUUCAGAAGCAGACGUCAUCAAAAAUAACUCCACCAGAAGUGAGAUCAAUUCAAUCCAAGAUUAUUAUCCAAUGUUUCAAGACGUCAAUGUGAUGAUAUUCGUCGGAUUCGGGUUCCUGAUGACUUUCUUGAAAAAGUACGGUUUCAGCGCAGUUGGAUUGAAUUUUUUACUGGCCGCCAUUUCCAUUCAAUGGGCUAUCAUAAUGCAGGGUGUGUGGAACAUGCAAGAUGGAAAAAUACCAAUUAAUAUCACUAAUUUAAUCAGCGGGAAUUUUGCCUCAGCUACAGUUCUCAUUUCUUUCGGUGCCCUCCUGGGUAAAACAAGCCCGCUACAGUUGGUCAUUAUGUCCAUUCUAGAGAUUACAAUAUUUGCUUGCAAUGAACAUCUUGGAUUGCAUAUCUACAAGGCAGCAGACAUUGGAGGAUCAAUUUUUCUCCAUACCUUUGGGGCUUAUUUUGGACUCAGUGUUGCAUAUAUGCUAUACAGGAAGGAAGCAUUAGGACACACUAAAGAUGGUUCCAAUUAUCACUCUGAUAUUUUCGCAAUGAUUGGUACCAUAUUCCUAUGGAUGUUUUGGCCCAGUUUCAACUCUGCACUAGCCACAGGAGAAGAACAGCAUCGAAGUGUCAUCAACACUUUUGUUGCCCUGCUGGUGUGCUGUACCAUAACGUUUGCCAUCUCAUCGCUUGUGGAUGGUGAAGGGCGCUUAAAUAUGGUUCACAUCCAGAAUGCUACUUUAGCAGGUGGUGUGGCGAUAGGUUCAACAUCCAAUAUGAUUGUCCAUCCCUUUGGGGCUAUGAUUAUAGGAGCUUUAGCUGCAAUAAUUUCUACCAUAGGCUACAGAGUUGCAACACCUUAUCUCGCCAAGCACAUGAAAAUUCACGACACAUGCGGAGUUAAUAAUCUUCAUGGUAUGCCUGGAAUUCUUGCGGGUUUGGUGAGUGCUGUUGUAGCAGCUGCAGCAAACGAAAAGAAUUAUGGAUACAGUUUGUAUCAACUCUAUCCAGCUCGUUCUCCCUUGGUGAAUACCACAGAAUUCCAGAGAAUUCGCUCUGUCUUGAAGGAUAUUAAUUCUGGAGAAGACUGGUCAGAAGCAAGUCAAGCUUACGCCCAGCUUGAAGCAUUGUUCACUACACUAGCAGUCGCUAUUGCUGGAGGCAUUGUUACAGGUUAUAUAAUCCGCAGUCCAAUUUUCGAUCCUCCAAAGAAACAUCAAAUCUUUGAUGACACAGAUUAUUGGGAAGUACCUGAAGAUGAUCCUUGAAGAAUGGGAAUAAUAUUUUUGUAGUGAUGAAAAUAUCGUAAAAAUGUCUAGUACAUUCUAUUAAUUUAUUUUUGUCGUUACUGAUAGAGUUGCUCUUAAACUCAAAUUAUGCUUUUUAAUGUUGAAUGGUUUUAUUUUUUAGAAAAUGGCAGUAUUCAGACGUGUAUUUUCUCCAAAGUAUGUCAUCAUUUUUUUAUUCCAUUUUUUUGAAUACUGACAUCCAUUCGGACCUGUA